Molecule: messenger RNA, 27785 nt
Organism: Coregonus sp. 'balchen'
Lineage: Eukaryota; Metazoa; Chordata; Actinopteri; Salmoniformes; Salmonidae
Source: the annotation of a GenBank genome assembly
AUGGCGUGGUGCUGCUGCCCUCCUCUCCGGGCCUCCUCGUCCUCCUGCUGCUCUCUGCUCCUCAAACGCUGCCGUCUCUUCCCAGGUUGGUUCCACUUCACCCUGCCGUCUGUACCCACAGCCUGUAGCUGAGGCUAGUAGUGACAUGAGAAGACAGGGAGCUGUAACUCUCUCCUUCAGACAGAUACUGCCGCUGUAGCUAUAUCUAUAUGAUAUGGGUAACAGGCUAUCCCAUGAAGGUAUAGUACAGUACAAGGCUUGGUGUGUCAGUGUGACGCUGUGUUAGGUGGUGUCUGAUUGUGCUUGUUGUGUGUACUGUAGUGGCAGUCCUGUCAGUCAUAUUGUUACUAAACUGGGCAGUUUGUUGUGUGUUCUGUAGUGGCAGUCCUGUCAGUCAUAUUGUUACUAAACUGGGCAGUUUGUUGUGUGUUCUGUAGUGGCAGUCCUGUCAGUCAUAUUGUUACUAAACUGGGCAGUUUGUUGUUUUCUGUGUCUCAGUGCAGGAUAACAGAUCAGUCAAUCAUUGUGUAUUGUAUUGUCUUUAUGCUUUGUCCUGUGUAGAGAGUCUCUCUGCUAUGUUGUGUAAUAUUACCACUAUUAUGACAAGGUCAAAAAGCAUGAAGACAAUUUUGACAUUGACUGUCAGCCGUGGCUUACCAAUACAGUUUUGUAUACAAUACACAAAGGCUUAGCAUUGUUUUGUUGUAUUUAGAGGGCGUGCUUGUCCUUGUCUGAGUGUGUUCUAGUCUGAAUGUUCUCUCGUCUAACUGAGCUGUUGUCUCAUGUGUAACGCUCAGUGCUGUGUGGGGUUGUUGGCUGAUGAUGUCAGUGCAUAUGUGUGUCUGUGGGUCAUUGUGUGACCUCUCUGCUUCUUCCCAUUGUGUUUCCCAUCCCCUGUCAACCCUUACCACAGUGUUUCCCAAUACCUGUCUCUGGACCCCAGGGGGUGCAUGAUUUGUUUUUUGCACGACCACUACAUAUCUAAAUCUAAAAAUCAACUCAUCAUCAAGCUUUGAUUAUUUGAACCAGGUGUGCAGUGCUAGUAGCUAGCGCGAGUAGCUAUCUCGAGAUCAGGGUGGCUGGUGAGGCCAUAGUGAUAGGGCAAAAGCAAACAUUUGCACCCCUUGGGCGCCCCAGGGCCAGGAUUGGAAAACACUGUCUUACGAUGCCUGAUGGCUAGCUGUUUUUCGCGAUACAUGUCUGUUCCCUGUUUGCUGUUUGAUCUACACCAUUUUCAACCAACACAAGCUUCCUUCAGGUCUAGUAAAUAUGUCCUUCCUUGUGUCCUUCCCCUCAUCAGAGUAUUGAUGGAGAUAUAAGGAGAGGAAGCCACUUUAGACUAUUGACAUACACUCCUUGAUGGUGUUUACUACUUCAUGAUACACUAAUCUCCUUCCCCCUCCAAUAGACAUUUACUGAUGUGUUACACUAAUCUCCUUCCCCCUCCUAUAGACAUUUACUGAUGUGUUACACUAAUCUCCUUCCACCCUCCCAGACAUUUAUUGAUGUUUGUGUCCCACCAAUCUCAUUCCCUCCUCCCAGACAUUUACUGAUGUGUGUGUCCCACUAAUCUCAUUCCCCCUCCCAGACAUUUACUGAUGUGUGUCACACUAAUUUCCAUCCCCCCUCCCAGACAUUGGGCGCCCUCCUCUUGCCCAGGCGUUGCAGUCGCAUGUCAGCUCUUACCACGCCUGGAUAAACAUUUUAUCAGCUGACCACAUCAUAUGUUCUAGCAAUCUGGUGCCCGACGGCACAGUCGAUGAUGUGCCACGCAACCGUUGGUUGAUGCAUGCAACGUCUGACCAUGCAACGGGAACCAUAUACAGAUGUGUGUCACACUUAUCUCCUUCCCCCCUCCCAGACAUCUCCCCUGCUGAGCUGGAUGCACUAUGGAGGGAACCACCGUACACGCUAGCGGGAACCAAUAAGCACUUCCCAGGAAAUGAUGUUAUGAAUCCAGGUAGGGUACAGUAAAAGCCUUAAAGCGUUUCUUUUACCUUCACAAAACAUCCAGCUGAUUCUAUCCCAAUUAUGAUCCUCCUUCCCAAGUCCUACAUGAGUUAAAUUGCCCAGACUCAUUUGGAGUUUGAACGCUUCUGGAUUUGUACUGUAGCAAACAAUGAAACAUUGUAUUACGCAGUAGCCUAAACAACAUAACAGUGGUAAUUUGAGCGGGAGGAUUCUUUCAGGCUGUUGUGUCAUGCCACCGGUCACCGGUCAGUCCCAGAUUGAGGAUGUGUUGGGGACAUCCUCUCUGUACAAUGGGACAACAACAUGGGGAAGCCAGCCCAGAUGCUCAUAAAGCCUAUGUGUGUGUGUUUCUAUGUGUGUGUGUGUGCGUGUGUGCGCGCAAGUGCGCAUAUGUGUGAAGCCACCACCGGUCAUAAAGCCCUGUCAGGACAACCAGAGCAGCUCAUUAUAUUGUAAUAGACCAUCUGGGAGAUGAUAGACUCUUCAUGUCCUGUUGAUGUUCUGGAGGAAACAGACUAAUCACUAUUGAAACCCUCAUCACAGAAUAUACUGUACACAAGCAGUUAUGUAACUUUAGUGUGAAUGUUCUCUCAUACAGUAAAAGAGACAAAUCACCAACUUUGUCUGGUUACCUCGACUGGUUUGCAUUCCGGAAGGAUUGGCAAUGAAGCAAUGUGGACACUGUACAGUGUCUUGCUACUGAAUGAUGCUAAAUGCUGGUGUUGUUUUGUAGCCAUGUCCACUAUUUGAUCUCCAUCCCCCUUCAUAGUUGUCACAUAACAAGGUCGAUGGAUGAUCUUGCACUUGCUUACAGAGCACAUGUUUCUGACACAAAAGCCUCUUUUAAAAUCAACCCCCAAACAACUGUCUCACCCCCUUCCUUCCUGAGGGUACCUCUGACCUGACCUCUGUUUCCUGUCUUCUCCAGGGGUGGAGGGGGAGGAGGAGGAGGGGCCGGGGGUGGAGUCUGGGGACGGGGAGGCGGAGCCGGACAGUUACUGGAAGAGGAAGGAGGCAUUCACCAGAGGAAGCACCGUGUCACUGGCCGUGGGAGAGAGGUUCUCCUCAGGUACUGUUCUACUCACAGAUACUCUGUAUGGAUGUGUUCCAAAUGACACCCUCAUACCUGUAUAGGGUGCUACUUUUAACCCAUACGGUGCUAUUUGGGACAGCCAGGGUGUUUCUCUCUCUAUUCUUACUAUGGAUGUGCUAACUGCUAAUGUAGUGGUGUUAACAGCUACUGGUCAAUGGUUGUGUGGUGUGAUGCUGAUUGUGGAUCUGUUUGUGUGGUGGUGUUAACAGCUACUGGUCAUGGUUGUGUGGUGUGAUGCUGAUUGUGGAUCAGUUUGUGUGGUGGUGUUAACAGCUACUGGUCAUGGUUGUGUGGUGUGAUGCUGAUUGUGGAUCAGUUUGUGUGGUGGUGUUGAUGCUAUCACUGCACAGCAGUCUAAAUGAUGUGCCUAUCACUUUAUCAUUGAUGUUGUCUGUGUGUAUGUCAACAUCCUGCAAGAAAACUGGUGACUCCUCAUUUUCCCUUAACGUUAAUGUUGCAGUAGACUCAGCUACUUAGCUACUCUAUGAUACUCUGUGACUUUCCUCCAGCAGGUUCCUGUGUAGCUCUCUCCCAAAUGGACCUAAUGUUAAAAGGUCCCUUCAAACAUCCACUAAGAGUCACUCAAGGCUGUAAUAGAUCUGUUAUUCCUAGUCUAACACUGAGCCACUCAAUGAGCUCACUUAGCAUGGCUCUAUAAUACACUCACUUAGCAUGGCUCUAUAAUACACUCACUUAUGAUGGCUCUAUAAUACACUCACUUAGCAUGGCUCUAUAAUACACUCACUUAGCAUGGCUCUAUAAUACACACACUUAUGAUGGCUCUAUAAUACACUCACUUAUGAUGGCUCUAUAAUACACUCACUUAGCAUGGCUCUAUAAUACACUCACUUAGCAUGGCUCUAUAAAACACUCACUUAGCAUGGCUCUAUAAUACACUCACUUAGCAUGGCUCUAUAAUACACUCACUUAGCAUGGCUCUAUAAUACACUCACUUAUGAUGGCUCUAUAAUACACUCACUUAGCAUGGCUCUAUAAUACACUCACUUAGCAUGGCUCUAUAAUACACUCACUUAUGAUGGCUCUAUAAUACACUCACUUAGCAUGGCUCUAUAAUACACUCACUUAUGAUGGCUCUAUAAUACACUCACUUAGCAUGGCUCUAUAAUACACUCACUUAUGAUGGCUCUAUAAUACACUCACUUAUGAUGGCUCUAUAAUACACUCACUUAGCAUGGCUCUAUAAUACACUCACUUAUGAUGGCUCUAUAAUACACUCACUUAGCAUGGCUCUAUAAUACACUCACUUAUGAUGGCUCUAUAAUACACUCACUUAGCAUGGCUCUAUAAUACACUCACUUAGCAUGGCUCUAUACUACACUCACUUAUGAUGGCUCUAUAAUACACUCACUUAGCAUGGCUCUACAAUACAUUGACUUAGCAUGGCUCUAUAAUACACUCACUUAGCAUGGCUCUAUAAUACACUCACUUAGCAUGGCUCUAUAAUACACUCACUUAGCAUGGCUCUAUAAUACACUCACUUAGCAUGGCUCUAUAAUACACUCACUUAGCAUGGCUCUAUAAUACACUCACUUACCUUCUGGGAAAAGUUACUUAAACAGCUUAACUCCGCAUGUUGAUGUAUACAUGACAAUAUCACAGUAUCAGUCAAUACGCCUACCGGUAAUGUCUAGACUGACAGUGUGUGUGUGUGCACGUGUGCAUUCAUGCGUGUGUGUGCGUGCAUUUGUGUGUUUGUGUGUGUGUGUUUGCCUGCGUGCGUGCGUGUGUAGACGUGGUGCUGGUGUUCAGCGGUCGGCGGUGCUCAGGUGUAAUACCUGACUCUGAACUACAGGAGGCGCUCCGUACUAGACUCAGGGUCGUCGAGAGCAACAGUCAGGACGUCAUCCAGCUCUUCAAGGUUAGUCACAGGUCAGGGGUCAGGGGUGAGAGGUCAAGGCAUGUCCCCGCCUAGACCAGGGAUGCAGUUCCAACCGUUGUCCUGCUAAAAAUUGUUUCUCCCUGAUGUAGGGGCUAAGGGGUUGGUUUAGCAUAAAGGUGACCUUCUCUGCAUCCUCUCUGCUACUUCAUCAAUGUCUUUGGUUCUUCUGCCUCCCUAUAGGACCUGUCUGCCCGUCUGCUGUCUGUCCACGCUGAGAAGGACAGCUUUGUCAUCACCUUCAAGACUGUAGAGGAGAUCUGGAAGUUCUCUACCUACCUGGCUCUAGGUAUGCUGUACUAUCCUCGUCUACCUACCUGGCUCUAGGUAUGCUGUACUAUCCUAGUCUACCUACCUGGCUCUAGGUAUGCUGUACUAUCCUAGUCUACCUACCUGGCUCUAGGUAUGCUGUACUAUCCUAGUCUACCUACCUGGCUCUAGGUAUGCUGUACUAUCCUCGUCUACCUACCUGGCUCUAGGUAUGCUGUACUAUCCUAGUCUACCUACCUGGCUCUAGGUAUGCUGUACUAUCCUAGUCUACCUACCUGGCUCUAGGUAUGCUGUACUAUCCCCGUCUACCUACCUGGCUCUAGGUAUGCUGUACUAUCCUAGUCUACCUACCUGGCUCUAGGUAUGCUGUACUAUCCUAGUCUACCUACCUGGCUCUAGGUAUGCUGUACUAUCCUAGUCUACCUACCUGGCUCUAGGUAUGCUGUACUAUCCUAGUCUACCUACCUGGCUCUAGGUAUGCUGUACUAUCCUAGUCUACCUACCUGGCUCUAGGUAUGCUGUACUAUCCUAGUCUACCUACCUGGCUCUAGGUAUGCUGUACUAUCCUAGUCUACCUACCUGGCUCUAGGUAUGCUGUACUAUCCUAGUCUACCUGACCUGGAUGAAACUCAUUAACAGAUUCUGAAGGCUGAUUAUUUUGUCCGGUCUGGUUAGAAGUUGCCAAUAGGCACAGAUCUAGGAUCAGCGUCCCACACCCAAUCCUAACCUAAGCCAUUGACCUGGAAAGACCAGACCUUCAUCAGGAUGUAGGGACAACUUCAUCUUACUUUGUUGUAUAUCCAGGCUAUGUGGCGCGGUGCCUGGAGAAUUUCCUGUGUGACCAGUCAUUGUGGCUGGACACUGAGCUGCUGAGGGACCUGGAGAUCACUGUGACUGUAGAUGAGGAACACCUGGCCACACUCUACCUGGGACUGCUGCUGCAGGAGGGUGAACGAACACCUUUUGAACACAUUAUGAACUCUUUAUAAACACCCUAUGAACACCUUAUGAACACCUUAUGACAUAUUAUAACCUUAUUAUGAACAGCACCUGGCCACACUACCUGGGACUGCUGCUGUAAAGGGUAGGGAUGGACAAUUGAACUCCUUAUGACAGGUUAUGAACACCAUAUCAGCAUCUUAUGAAGUCUUUAUAGACAUCUUAUGAACAGUUUACAAACUACUAAUUGACACAUUAUGAAGACCUUAUGAACUCUAUGAACUCCUUAUGGACAGCUGAUGUGCUCUACUUUCUUGACCCUCAUCAUCAACAUCAGUUUACAUCACUCUCUCCUCAGAGCAGAACAGAUGCAUAACAUGUCUUAUUAUUCAACCACUGACCUGAAGGAACAUUUUCAUGGUAUUUCAGAACAAGUUGUUCCAGAUACCUAGAAAUGAAAUACAGCUAAACUUAAACUGAUGACAUGUUCUGAAAUACAGCAAAACAGCGACAGUGCCCUUAUUCACUAUACAGUUUGUCAUCCAUUAACUUAAUGUAAUUUAGAGAGCUAUUUUUCCUGCAUUGCCAUUGUACACUGUCUGUGUAGGCAUAAUGUUUUAAGAGGAAGUACUCUUCUCCCUAAUGCCUGAGAGGAAUCAAUAGCCAGUGAAAGGAAGACGUGUGUGUUGAGAAUUGAUUUUUAAAACUGUAUUCUGUGAAGCAGGACAGAGCCUCAGUUCUAUGAAAAGAUCCCUUUAGUUCAGUCGGAUAUUCAUUCUUUACAGAAAUCUGCAUCCCCUGUGUGUGUGUGUGUGUGUGUGUGUGUGGUGUUCUUUGCGUGUUAUUCACCUGUAUGUAUCUCUCUCCCCCAGGUUCGUUCUUUGCCAAGGCGCUGGUGAGCAGUGGCAAGCAUAGUGAGGAGGAGGAGGAGUUGUGUUUCAGACGUAACGACUUGCUGAUGGUUAGAGACACGGGGCAGGACAAUCACUGGGAGGGCACCCUUCUCUCCACCGGGCAACACGGACUAGUGCCUGUCAACACCAUGCAGCCGCUGCCAUACCCCUUCUACCAGUGAGCUACCUAAUCCCUAACCCCUAACCCAUACCCCUUCUACCAAUGAGUUACCUGUACCUAGUCCGGAUCCGGCCCGCAAAGGGGUCCAACUGUUUAAGUUGAGUAAAAAAAAAACAUAAAAAAAAACUCAAUAUACUUUCAAAUGACUAAAAAAACAAAUCAAAAUUGGGUAGAAAUGAUAAUGGACCUAUAUUCACACAGUUUCUUGAUUGUCCAGAUUGCUAAUGAUCACUAGACAGUCAGGGCAAUGGAUAGACUAUUUUUGGCACAUUUUGACUGCAAGGAAAUAUAAGACAUUAUCAGUGCUCCUCUCCGGACCACGUUGAAGACCAAAUGCGGCCCCCGGGGCUAAAUGAGUUCGACACCCCUGCCCUAACCCAUACCCCUUCUACCAGUGAGUUACCUAGUCCAUACCCCCUAACCCAUACCCCUUCUACCAGUGAGUUACCUAGUCCCUAGCCCCUAACCCAUACCCCUUCUACCAGUGAGUUACCUAGUCCAUACCCCCUAACCCAUACCCCUUCUACCAGUGAGUUACCUAGUCCCUAGCCUCUAACCCAUACCCCUUCUACCAGUGAGUUACCUAGUCCCUAGCCCCUAACCCAUACCCCUUCUACCAGUGAGUUACCUAGUCCCUAGCCCCUAACCCAUACCCCUUCUACCAGUGAGUUACCUAGUCCAUACCCCCUAACCCAUACCCCUUCUACCAGUGAGUUACCUAGUCCCUAGCCCCUAACCCAUACCCCUUCUACCAGUGAGUUACCUAGUCCAUACCCCCUAACCCAUACCCCUUCUACCAGUGAGUUACCUAGUUCCUAGCCCCUAAGUCAUACCCCUUCUACCAGUGAGUUACCUAGUCCCUACCCCCUAACCCAUACCCCUUCUACCAGUAAGUCAAAUUACAUCCUAUGCAGUAUAUACACCUUAUAACAUUACACAGUGACAUACUCAGUCACACUAUAAGCUAUAAACCUCUAUUCUUCAUUGUCACACUUUUAUUUCCUCUCACCUCAUAUUUUGUAGUGAAAUAUGGCAGCCAUUUUGUGCCAAACUGAUGUGUAUCCUGUUUGUGUAGGUGGUUCCUGAGGAAGUACCCUGACUGUGCCGGAUGCUCCCCUUCAGAGAGAGGACAGUUUGACCACCAUAUAGGUGAGGCCCUAACCCUAACCCUAACCCUAACCCUAACCCUAACCCUAACCCUAACCCUAACCCUAACCCUAACCCUAACCCUCACCCUAACCCUAACCCUCACCCUCACCCUCACCCUCACCCUCACCCUAACCCUAACCCUAACCCUAAGCCUAACCCUCACCCUCACCCUAACCCUAACCCUUCAGAAAGAGGACAGUUUGACCACCCUAUAGGUGAGGCCCAACCCUAACCCUAACCCUAACCCUAACCCUCACCCUCACCCUCACCCUAACCCUAACCCUAACCCUAACCCUAACCCUAACCCUAACCCUAACCCUCACCUCACCCUAACCCUAACCCUAACCCUAACCCUAACCCUAACCCUAACCCUCACCCUAACCCUAACCCUCACCCUCACCCUCACCCUCACCCUCACCCUCACCCUAACCCUCACCCUCACCCUCACCCUAACCCUAACCCUAACCCUAACCCUAACCCUAACCCUAACCCUCACCCUAACCCUAACCCUUCAGAAAGAGGACAGUUUGACCACCCUAUAGGUGAGGCCCUAACCCUAACUCUUCAGAGAGAGGAUAGUUUGAUCACCCUAUACCUACACUCAUGCCAUGGCCAGUGUUAAAUACAGAUACUAGGUAUUUCCUCCAACCCCCUCUCCUUUCCCCUCCCCCUGCAGUAACUGGUUCCUGUGAGGCUGUAGUUGACCAUAACCCAGUAGGUUGUGAUGAGCUCCAACUGAGUAGAGGUGACCUGAUUGAGAUACAGGGGAUGCUACUUCGUGGUCUGGACCUGUUCAUAGGAACACACUGCUCUACAGGACACACCGGAUUCGUACACAAGGCUCACGUCAAGCCACUCAACGCCAAACCACUGUAAGAGCAAUACAUUUACAUUUUUACAUUUUAGUCAUUUAGCAGACACUCAUAUCCAGAGCGACUUACAGUUAGCGCAUUCAUCUUAAGAUAGCUAGGUGGGACAACCACAUAUCACAGGCAUAUUAAGGACAUGUUCCUCAAUAAAGUAGCUAUAAAGUAGGGUUGGGCAGGGCCUCUGCUGUCCUAGCUUCAGCGGGAAGCUAGUUCCACCAUUGGGCUGCCAGGACAGAGAAGAGCUUGGACUGGGCUAAGCGGGAGCUGCCCUCCCGUAGGGGUGGGAGGCCCAGGAGAUCAGAUGGGGCAGAAUGGAGAGCUCGGGUUGGGGUGUAGGGUUUGAGCAUAGGGAGGGGCAGUUCCUCUUGCUGCUCUGUAGGUAAGCACCAUGGUCUUGUAGUGGAUGUCAUCUUCGACUGGAAGCCAUUGGAGUGUGCGGAGGAGCGGGGUGACAUGGGAGAACUUGGGAAGGUUGAAAACCAGGCGGCUGCAGCGUUCUGGAUAAGUUGCAGGGGUUUGAUGGCAUAACAGCAUUACAAUACCAAACCACUGUGAGGGCUAUACAUAACAGCAUUACAAUACCAAACCACUGUUAGGGAAAUACAUAACAGCAUUACAAUACCAAACCACUGUGAGGGCAAUACAUAACAGCAUUACAAUACCAAACCACUGUUAGGGCUAUACAUAACAGCAUUACAAUACCAAACCACUGUUAGGGCAAUACAUAACAGCAUUACAAUACCAAACCACUGUUAGGGCAAUACAUAACAGCAUUACAAUACCAAACCACUGUUAGGGCUAUACAUAACAGCAUUACAAUACCAAACCACUGUUAGGGCUAUACAUAACAGCAUUACAAUACCAAACCACUGUGAGGGCAAUACAUAACAGCAUUACAAUACCAAACCACUGUUAGGGCUAUACAUAACAGCAUUACAAUACCAAACCACUGUGAGGGCAAUACAUAACAGCAUUACAAUACCAAACCACUGUGAGGGCAAUACAUAACAGCAUUACAAUACCAAACCACUGUGAGGGCUAUACAUAACAGCAUUACAAUACCAAACCACUGUGAGGGCAAUACAUAACAGCAUUACAAUACCAAACCACUGUGAGGGCAAUACAUAACAGCAUUACAAUACCAAACCACUGUGAGGGCAAUACAUACAAAAUAUUAUGAAUUUAUACCGUUUUUGCUGUGAACAGUUAUUGUUAACACAAAUAGGAGUUUGUUCCACAAUUAUGUGUUCACAAAUUAUUUGUGCACAAUCUAAUUUACUCAAUUUCUGUUUUCUCCUAAAACAUGUUUUUAUUCACCCCUCAACUCUUCUCAGUCUUCUAGGAACAGUUAGGACAGUGGACAAUGUGUUAUGUUUUCUCAUUCUGUUCAUAUUUACUUGGUCUAUCUGUUUAUCUGUUGUCAAUAGUAGAAGCUUCAGGUGGAGGGAUGGAGGUGUAGAGAGAUGGAGAGAUGGAGGGGUGGAGGGAUGGAAGGAUGGAGGGUUAAAGGGCGUGGGUAAAGGGAUGGAGGUGUGGAGAGAUGAGGGAUGGAGGGAUGGAAGGAUGGGAGGGAUGGAGGGAUGGAGGAUGGAGGGAUGGAAGGAUGGAGGGAUGGAGGGAUGGAGGGAUGGAGGGAUGGAAGGAUGGAGGGAUUAGGGAUGGCGGAUGGAGGGAUGUGAGGGAUGGGGGAUGGAGGGAUGGAGGGAUGAAUGGAGGUGAGGGUGGAGUGUUGGAGGGAUGGAGGAUGGGGGUGGAGGUGUGGAUGGAGUGUGAGGAUGGAGGAUGGAGGGUGGAGGGAUGGUUGGGGAGGGGUUGGGUGUUGGAGUGGAAUUGUGUGUAGUGGAGGGAUUUGGAGGGAUGGUGGAUUUGGGGUGGAGGGAUGGUGGGGUGGUAUGCGGGAUGGUAGUGGGGGAUGGAGGUGAUGGAUGGAGGGAUGGCAGGGGGGAUGUUGAGGGAUGGGGGGAUUGGAAGGAUGGAAGGGUGGAGGGAUGGAAGGAUGGAAGGGUGGAGGGAUGGAUGGAUGGAGGUAUGGAGGGAUGGAAGGGUGAGGGAUGGAGGGGAGGUUGAGAGCAGAGUCAUGUGGGUGAUAAUGCUUUCUUUGUCUCUCUCCCCCUCCCUCUCUCUGUCCUCUCACUACUCUCUCGCUCGCUCUCUCUCACUCGCUCUCAGAGACAGACAACUGGUGUUUCUGAGUGAGGAGGAGCGUGCGUCUCUGUCCCAGGUUAACCCCUGCAGUACUGAACCCAGAGACAACGGCCUGCUAGAGAGACUCUUCUCCUCUGACAUCAGUACUGUCUACAGACUAGGUAGGAGAGGAUCCCUCAGUCUAUACAGUAUAGGGAAUUAUUGAGUACUGUCAGACUACUGUAGAUAGGGACCGACUGUGUAAUACUGAGUACUGUCAGACAACUGUAUUUGUAUUUGUAUUUAUUAUGGAUCCCCAUUAGUUCCUGCCAAGGCAGCAGCUACUCUUCCUGGGGUCCAGCAAAAUUAUGGAGAGUUAUACAUUAAAAAAAACAUUACAAUGCAUUCAUAACAGAGUUCACAGCACACUAAGUGUGUGCCCUCAGGCCCCUACUCCACUACCACAUAUCUACAACACAAAAUCAAUGUGUACGUGUGUGUAUAGAGCGUACAUUAUCAUGUGUGUGUAUGCAUGUGUCUGUGCCUAUGUUUGUGUUGUUUCACAGUCCCCCCGUUCCAUAAGGUGUAUUUUUAUCUUUUUUAAAAUCUGAUUCUACUGCUUGCAUCAGUUCACCUGAUGUUGAAUAGAGUUCCAUGUAGUCAUGGCUCUAUGUAGGACUGUGCGCCUCCCAUAGUCUGGAUCUCUGGUGGCAUGUCUUGUGGGGUAUGCAUGGGUGUCUGAGCUGUGUGCCAGUCGUUCAAACAGACAGCUCGGUGCUUUCAACAUGUCAACACCUCUCACAAACACAAGCAGUGAUGAAGUCAAUCUCUCCUCCACUUUGAGCCAGGAGAGAUUGACAUGCAUAUUAUUAAUAUUAGCUCUAUGUGUACAUCCAAGGGCCAGCCCUGCUGCCCUGUUUUGAGCCAAUUGCAAUUUUCCUAAGUCCCUCUUUGUGGCACCUGACCACACGACUGAACAGUAGUCCAGGUGCGAUAAAACUAGAGCCUGUAGGACCUGCCUUGUUGAUAGUGCUGUUAAGAAGGUAGAGUAGCGCUUUAUUAUGGACAGACUUCUCCCCAUCUUAGCUACUGUUGUAUCAGUAUGUUUUGACCAUGACAGUUUACAAUCCAGGGUUACUCCAAGUCACCUCAAUUUGCUCAAUCUCCACAUUAUUAUUACAAUAUUUAAAUGAGGUUUGGAGUUUAGUGAAUGAUUUGUUCCAUAUACAAUGCUUUUCAGUUUUAGAAAUAUUUAGGACUAACUUAUUCCUUGCCACCCACUCUGAAACUAACUGCAACUCUUUGUUAAGUGUUGCAGGCAUUUCAGUCACUGUAGUAGCUGAUAUGUAUAGUGUUGAGUCAUCAGCAUACAUAGACACACUGGCUUUACUCAAAAGUAAAGAUUGAAAAAAGUAAUGGGCCUCGACAGCUGCCCUGGGGAAUUCCUGAUUCUACCUGGAUUAUGUUGGAGAGGCUUCCAUUAAAGAACACCCUCUGUGUUCUGUUAGACAGGUAACUCUGUAUCCACAAUAUAGCACAUACGUUAUUCCAGCAGCAAACUAUGAUCGAUAAUGUCAAAAGCCGCACUGAAGUCUAACAAAACAGCCCCCACAAUCUUUUUAUCAUCAAUUUCUCUCAGCCAAUCAUCAGUCAUUUGUGUAAGUGCUGUGCUUGUUGAAUGUCCUUCUCUAUAAGCAUGCUGAAAGUUAGUUGUCAAAUUUUUUUUACUGUAAAAUAGCAUUGUAUCUGGUCAAAAACAAUUUUUUCCAAUAGUUUACAAAGGGUUGGUAACAGGCUAAUUGGUCGGCUAUUUCAGCCAGUAAAGGGGGCUUUACUAUUCUUAGGUAGCGGAAUGGCUUUUGCUUCCCUCCAAGCCUGGGGGCACACACAUUCUAGUAGGCUUAAAUUGAAAAUAUGGCAAAUAGGAGUGGCAAUAUCGUCCGCUAUUAUCCUCAGUAACAUUCCAUAUAAUAAUUGUUUCACCUCUUCCACACUCACUUUACGGAAUUCAAAAUUACAACGUUUGUCUUUCAUAAUUUGGUCAGAAAUACUUGGAUGUGUAGUGUCAGCAAUUGUUGCUGGCAUGUCAUGCCUAAAUUUGCUAAUCUUGCCAAUGAAAAAAUCAUUAAAGUAGUUGAAAAUAUCAGUUGGUUUUGUGAUGAAUAAGCCAUCUGAUUCAAUGAAUGAUGGAGCUGAGCUUGCCUUUUUUCCCAAAAUGUAAUUUAAGGUGCUCCAAAGCUCUUUACUAUCAUUCUUUAUGUCAUUUAUCUUUGUUUCAUUGUGUAGUUUCUUCUUCUUUUUAUUCAGUUUAGUCACAUGAUUUCUCAAUUUGCAAUACGUUUGCCAAUCGGUUGUGCAGACAGACUUAUUUGCAUUUCUUUUGCCUCAUCCCUCUCAACCAUACAAUUCCUCAUCAAACCACGGGGUUUUAACAGUUUUUACAGUCAUUUUCUUAAUGGGUGCAUGCUUAUUAGUAACUGGAAUAAGCAAUUUCAUAAAUGUUUCAAGUGCAGUGUCUGUUUGCUCCUCAUUACACACCACGGACCAACAUAUAUUCUUUACAUCAACAACAUAGGAAUCACUACAAAACUUAUUGUAUGACCUCUUAUACACAAUAUUAGGCCCAGCCUUUGGAACUUUGGUUUUCCUAGAUAUCCCAGGUGUCCUAGGUAGCCAUAUUACUUCAACAGUAUUUAACAUGGGAUCCUCUCUAAUCUUCACAGGAAUGUGGUUCUGAAUAUAAACAGCAACACCUCCACCAUUUCUAUAUUUUCUUUAAAUGUUAUAACCUUGUAUUGAUACAACUGUGUCAUCAAAGGUAUUAUCUAAGUGAGUUUCAGAGAUAGUCAGAAUAUGAAUGUCACUAGCAAAUUAUUGAUUUCACUAAACCUUGUUUCUUAAGCUACAUAUGUUAACGUAGGCAAUUAUGUAGGUAGGGAACCACUGUGUUUUACUGAGUACUGUCAGACUACUGUAGGUAGGGAACCACUGUGUUAUACUGAGUACUGUCAGACUACUGUAGGUAGGGAACCACUGUGUUAUACUGAGUACUGUCAGACUACUGUAGGUAGGGAACCACUGUGUUUUACUGAGUACUGUCAGACUACUGUAGGUAGGGAACCACUGUGUUUUACUGAGUACUGUCAGACUACUGUAGGUAGGGAACCACUGUGUUAUACUGAGUACUGUCAGACUACUGUAGGUAGGGAACCACUGUGUUUUACUGAGUACUGUCAGACUACUGUAGGUAGGGAACCACUGUGUUUUACUGAGUACUGUCAGACUACUGUAGGUAGGGAACCACUGUGUUAUACUGAGUACUGUCAGACUACUGUAGGUAGGGAACCACUGUGUUAUACUGAGUACUGUCAGACUACUGUAGGUAGGGAACCACUGUGUUAUACUGAGUACUGUCAGACUACUGUAGGUAGGGAACCACUGUGUUUAUACUGAGUACUGGUCAGACUACUGUAGGUAGGGAACCACGUGUUUAUACUGAGUAACUGUCCAGGACUACUGGUAGGUAGGGACAACCAAGUGUUAUACUGAGUACUGUCAGGAUAUGUAGGUAGGGAACCGGGGGUACUGUCAGAACUACUGAGGUAGGGAACCACUGUGUUUUACUGAGUUACUGUCCAGGACUACUGUAGGAGGGACCACUGUGGUAUACUGAGUAACUGUCAGACUACUGUAGGUAGGGAACCCGGUGUUUUAUACUGCGUACUGUCAGACUACUGUAGAUAGGGAACCCCCAGGUGUUAUACUGAAUACUGUCAGACUAUGUAGGUAGGGAACCCACUUGUGUUUUUACUGAGUAACUGUCAAGACUACUUGGUAGAUAGGGAACCACUGUGUUUGUAUGUAUGUCAAGUACCAUUUUUUUUACUGUGAAAUGGCGGUUAAAUAUAUCAAUUUCUUCGCCACAGAUAGACUGGAUCAGUCUGACUUUACGUACAUCAGAAACCAACCAAAACAAGGUUAGUAAUACGUUAUCUAAUAACAAGGUAAUAAGAUGUUUAUCAGAGUUAAUACGUUGUUUAUCCGAUUCUUAAUAUAGCCUCAGCUAAAUGGUUGAGGAUUGUUUAGAGGCCAAUAUAUCCUUCUGUCUCAGUCAAAGCCAAGAACAUUUUCUCCCUGACAGCUGUAGAUGUUUUGAAAACAACAGAAUAAGUAGGCCAGCACACUGAAACCGGAACAUAGUCAAACUCUUCACUUUUCUUACCUGUUUAGGAGGAGAGAAGGAAACUAAUAAUGUUUUAGUUUUUGCUUAGAUUUCAUUUAACAAGGGACUGGGGCGCAACUUUCACUGGGGACGAGGGGGACAUGUUCCCCUCACAUUCUGAAAUUGCAUUUUUGUCCCCCCCCCCCAGUUUUAUCAUUGGAAUGUGAUUACAAAAUGAGGCAACAGUGUGCUUUAGGACCAUGCAGACGCCUCCGAGCGGUCGGGUAGGCUGUUUGGAGUGUUUAUCCAACAAAAAUAAAUACAUAAUAAUAAUAAUAAUAAGUUAUGCCCCCCCCCCCCACUUCUAAAACCAAAGUUGCGCCCCUGACAAGGGAGAUCAUAUUUAAUUAUUUUGUUGAAAAGGCAGUAUACACAUUGCAGCACCAAGUUGAACUGCAGUCAAGGAAGUUUCAUAGCUACAUUUCUAAUGCAGUUUACUUGAACAAUGUACAGUACAUGGAGUUUCAUAUACAGUGUAUCUAAACCCUUACACUCAGUGUUCAUAUCUUUCUCUCUCAGAGCAUAAGCCCCACGCCAGCUCCCGGCAGUCCAUCAUCUCAGAGAAGAGUGACGCUACGCCCCCCUACCACUCCUCCCCCCGCCCCUCCCUCUCUCACUCCUCGCCCCGCCCCUCCUUCUACGCUUCACAGAAUGCUUUGGGGCGUGGCGGUGACGGGGAGUUGCUGUCCUUCAGUCUGGACGACACCUUCAGAGAGAUGAACGAGUUCCAGGAAGACCCGGCCCUUUUCCUGGAGGAGGGGAGCUGGGAGGGGGAGGAGUCGGAGGUCUGUGACCCCACCCUGACUCUGCUCAACGUGCAUCACUUCCAGGUGAGAGGUCUCAGGGCCACUGUUUUGAAAUUGAAGGGAUAUAGGGGUUUGUGUCUGGUUUAUACAGUUCACUUGUGUGUUUGUUUGUUCAUUCACUGUUGACUGUCAACAACAUACUCUAUUCUAUUCCUUUCUAUGCUCCUCUUCUCUUCUCUUCUUCUCUUCUCUUCUCUUCUCUUCUCUUCUCUUCUCUUCUCUUCUCUUCUCUUCUCUUCUCUUCUCUUCUCUUCUCUUCUCUUCUCUUCUCUUCUCUUCUCUUCUCUUCUCUUCUCUUCUCUUCUCUUCUCUUCUCUUCUCUUCUCUUCUCUUCUCCUCCAGGAGGACUUUCUGCCCCUGUAUGACCUCCACCACUCCUUCCUGUGGCUGACGUUCUCAGGACAGAGUGAGGAGGAGUUACUGGGCCACCUGGAGAUUGUCAGGGAGGGGGCCAAGAGAACGGGCAUGGCCUGGGCACACCGACGGGCAUGCUUCCUACUGGGGAGGCUCUGCGCCAAGAAGCUCAAGUACUCCCAGGUAGGGCAGAAGGGAGGAACACUGGAGUAUACACACAUAUGGACACAGCACAUGCACACAAACAUUUAUGCAUACACACACACACACACACAAACACACAUGCAUGCAUAUGAGUGUGCUCUUAAAUUAACUUCAAUGUUCAUCUCCCACCCCUCUAUCCCAGGCCCGUGUGUAUUAUGAGGAAGCCCUUGGCGUCUCUGUCGUCGGUUUCUCUGACCUCCCUCUCCUCAUCGCCCUGUACACCAACCUCACAGCUGUCUAUCUCAAACAGAAGAUGGCCGACAAGCUGCCCCCGAUCCUGGAGAAGGCCAGUGCUCUGCUCCUCUGCCUCCCCAGCCACACCUUCACCUCCCUGGAUGAGUUUGAGCUGCUGAAGCUGGUGCUGCGGAGGUCUGUGGUGGAGGGGGACAAACACCUGGAGGCACGGGCCUGCUACCUCACCGCCAGCCUCUUCCUCCUACUUAGGUGGGUGUUGUCUGUUUUGUCAAUGCUCCCAAAUGGCAUCCUAUAUCCUAUGUAGUGCACUACUUUUGACCAGGUCCCAUGGGGCUCUGGUCAAACGUUGUGCACUAUAUAGGGAAUAGGGUGCCAUUUUGGACACAUCCUAUGUCCCUUGUCUUGAUAUAGCUGUAGCACUUGUGUGUGAUUGUGAAAAGUUUGUUAUAAAUCAAAUAUAUAAUUAUUAUUAUUACAAUUAUUAAUAUAGAAAGAUAGAUGACUCCUUGCCCUUCGUGGAGCGUCUCCAGUUCCUCACCGUUACACUGUCUGCUGAGGAGGGACGCCCCAUCGCCCCCCUGGACCUCAACUGGCUCCUGUCCCGGCUCUACCACCGUAAAUACAUGCCCUACCUGGCCCUGGCAUCACUCAGCCUGGACUCUGGACAGGACCACUCACUACAGGACGCCUUCCACAGGAUAGAACUGUUCAGCAGGAACUCGGUAGGCUAUGGUUUGUUUGUUAGGCCAUCACAUUCUAAUAUUCCCAAAACAAAUGACAUAUUGAUACACAGUAUACAACAGACACACUGAAAAUAACAGACACACAAAAUACAAACCAAAAAAUGCUAAAUAACAUAUCAUUCUUAAAAUGUUUUACAUGUACAUUUUCCAUAGGUGCGUCUGAAUCCGCGAUGGAAAGAGGGGACGUCUCUUCUCCCGGCCCAGAUCGUGGUGUACCUGCAGCAGGCUCUGGCUAUUGCGGAGCGGGGUGAGGACCUUAAGACCCAGAGAGACCUGUGUCUGGGCCUGGCCUGUGUGUACCAGCAACACGGGGCCCUGGAGAAGGCCCUGCCCUGUGCCCAGCAGGCUGUACAGACUGGGGGUGGUAUCAACGAGGAGGAGGGGUUCGAGGCUUCAGUACUGCUGGGAUGGUUGUUAGUCCUGACGGGACAGCCUGAGAGGGCACAUAACACCCUGCAGCCACUACUACAGUCUCUACAGGUAACUACAGUAUUUAGAGGUAACUACAGUCUCUACAGGUAACUACAGUCUCUACAGGUAACUACAGUCUCUACAGGUAACUACAGACUCUACAGGUAACUACAGGCUCUACAGGUAGCCUCCUGGCAGGCUCAUGUUACAGUCGUUUUUAACAGGACUUUUGUAAUCAAUGAAUCAAUCAAACCUCUAUCUCAUCUCUUUCCUUUCAGGGAACCGACAGCCCGACCCAGAGGGGAGUGGUCCACAACCUGCUGGCUCUGUGUCUGCGGCGGCAGGGUCGAGUCCCCGAGGCCGGCAGCCACCUCCACCACGCCCUCACCAUCUCCAGGGAGAGUGGCAACCAGAGGAACCAGGCCCUGGCCCUCGCCAACCUGGGCUGCCUGGCACUGGGCGUGGGGGCACCCACACUGGCAGAACGAUUCCUGUUCAGGUCAGUAAGGAGGGAGGGUGUGGGGGCAGAGGGCGGCAGUGGGUCAAAAGUGUUUGUUUGUGUGUACAAUAGGUGACUGCGUACAUCCGUGCGUGUUACGUUUGUAAUAAUAUCAAUCCUUUCCUGGUCGGGUUAGUGUUAGUGUCUGUAUCUCUACAUGUUUGUAGCCUGCUGAGUGGGACUGGUCUGUAUCUCUACAUGGUUGUAGCCUGCUGAGUAGGACUGGUCUGUUUCUCUACAUGGUUGUAGCCUGCUGAAUGGGACUGGUCUGUUUCUCUACAUGGUUGUAGCCUGCUGAGUUGGACUGGUCUGUAUCUCUACAUGGUUGUAGCCUGCUGAGUAGGACUGGUCUGUAUCUCUACAUGGUUGUAGCCUGCUGAGUGGGACUGGUCUGUAUCUCUACAUGGUUGUAGCCUGCUGAGUAGGACUGGUCUGUAUCUCUACAUGGUUGUAGCCUGCUGAGUAGGACUGGUCUGUUUCUCUACAUGGUUGUAGCCUGCUGAAUGGGACUGGUCUGUUUCUCUACAUGGUUGUAGCCUGCUGAGUUGGACUGGUCUGUAUCUCUACAUGGUUGUAGCCUGCUGAGUAGGACUGGUCUGUAUCUCUACAUGGUUGUAGCCUGCUGAAUGGGACUGGUCUGUUUCUCUACAUGGUUGUAGCCUGCUGAGUGGGACUGGUCUGUAUCUCUACAUGGUUGUAGCCUGCUGAGUAGGACUGGUCUGUAUCUCUACAUGGUUGUAGCCUGCUCAGUUGGACUGGUCUGUUUCUCUACAUGGUUGUAGCCUGCUGAGUGGGACUGGUCUGUAUCUCUACAUGGUUGUAGCCUGCUGAGUUGGACUGGUCUGUAUCUCUACAUGGUUGUAGCCUGCUGAGUUGGACUGGUCUGUAUCUCUACAUGGUUGUAGCCUGCUGAGUUGGACUGGUCUGUAUCUCUACAUGGUUGUAGCCUGCUGAGUGGGACUGGUCUGUUUCUCUACAUGGUUGUAGCCUGCUGAGUGGGACUGGUCUGUAUCUCUACAUGGUUGUAGCCUGCUGAGUGGGACUGGUCUGUAUCUCUACAUGGUUGUAGCCUGCUGAGUAGGACUGGUCUGUAUCUCUACAUGGUUGUAGCCUGCUAAGUGAGUGGAACUGUUUCCUAAUGUAUAUCCCUCAGGUCCCUGUGGUUGUUCCUGGAGAUCUGGGAGAGUCCCGUUGACGAGGAGCACGUCCAGACCUACCUAUGGCUGGGGCGGAGCUACAAGGACAGGGGGAGGAGCCAGGACGUCAGGCUGUGUUAUGAGAUGGGCCUCCUCAUCUCCCUCCACACCAGGAACCUCCACAGUGAGUUACCUUAACCCUAACCAUCCACGGCAGGAACCUACACAGUGAAUAACACUGUAAAAAAUAACCCUAAUCCGAAACCUAAACCUAACAUUAACCCUAGUUCAACUAAACUACGAAAGACAACAACCAAUUACGAUCAUUGCAAGUAAAUCAAAAGUAGCUACUAUCUGUCCUCUGUCCUCUUGUGUCUCUGUCCUCUGUCCUCCUGUCUGUCCUCUGUCCUCUUGUGUCUCUGUCCUCUUGUCUGUCCUCUGUACUCUUGUGUCUCUGUCCUCUGUCCUCUUGUCUGUCCUCUGUCCUCUUGUGUCUCUGUCCUCUGUCCUCUUGUCUGUCCUCUGUCCUCUUGUCUGUCCUCUGUCCUCUUGUGACUCUGUCCUCUUGUGUCUCUGUCCUCUGUCCUCUGUCCUCUUGUGUCUCUGUCCUCUUGUGUGUCUCUCUCUAGGUCAGAUGGUGGUGGCUAAAGUCCUGAGUCGUCACUAUGGUGACGUGCUGCUGUAUGGGCAGAGUAUCCUCUACUAUGAGCACUGUGUGUCUGUGUCCAGGGACCUGAAGGACAAGAGACUAGAGGGAGAAUAUCUAGAGAUCCUCAGCAGCCUCUACCUCUCCCUCAAUACUGAAAAGUAGGUUUAUAUAUCUCUCUCUCUACCUCAAUACUGAGAAGUAGGUAAAUAUACACUACAUGACCGAAAGUAUGUGGACACCUGCUCGUCGAACAACUCACUUCAAAAUCAUCGGCCUUAAUAUCGAGUUGGUCCCCUUUUUGCUGCUAUAACAGCCUCCACUCUUCUGGGAAGGCUUUCCACUAGAUGUUGGAACAUUGCUGCAGGGACUUGCUUCCAUUCAACCACGAGCAUUAGUGAGGUCGGAUACUGAUGUUGGGCAAUUAGGCCUGGCUCGCAGUCGGCAUUCCAAUUCAUCCCAAAGGUGUUCGAUGGGGUUGAGGUCAGGGCUUUGUGCAGGCCAGUUAGGUUCUUCCACACCGAUCUCGAUAAACCUUUUCUGUAUGGACCUCGCUUUGUGCACAGGGGCAUUGUCAUGCUGAAACAAGAAAGGGCCUUCCCCAAACUGUUGCCACAAAGUUGGAAGCACAGAAUCGUCUUGAAUGUAAUUGUAUGCUGUAGCAUUAAGAUUUCCCUUCACUGGAACUAAGGGGCCUAGCCCGAACCAUGAAAAGCAGCCCCAGACUAUUAUUCCACAGUUGGCACUAUGCAUUGGGUCAGGUAGCGUUCUCCUGGAAUCCGCCAAACCCAGAUUUGUCCGUCGGACUGCCAGAUGGUGAAGCGUGAUUCAUCACUCCAGAGAACGCGUUUCCACUGCUCCAGAGUCCAAUGGCGGCUAGCUUUACACCACUCUAUCUGACGCUUGGCAUUGCGCAUGGUGAUCUUAGGCUUGUGUGCGGCUGCUUGGCCAUGGAAACCCAUUUCAUGAAGCUCCCGACAAACAGUUAUUGUGCUGACAUUGCUUCCAGAGCCAGUUUGGAACUCGGUAGUGAGUGUUGCAUCCGAGGACAGGCGAUUUGUACACGCUACGCGCUUCAGCACUCGCCAAUCCCAUUCUGUGAGCUUGUGUGGCCUACCACUUUGUGGCUGAGCCGUUGUUGCUCCUAGACUUUUCCACUUCACAAUAACAGCACUUACAGUUGACCAGGGCAGCUCUAGCAGGGCAGGAAUCUGACGAACAGACUUGUUGGAAAGGUGGCAUCCUAUGACAGUGCCACGCUGAAAUUCCCUGAGCUCUUCAGUAAGGUAAUUCUACUGCCAAUGUUUGUCUAUGGAGAUUACAUGGCUGUGUGCUCGAUACACCUGUCGAAUCCACUAAUUUCAAGGGGUGUCCACAUACAUUUGUAUAUACACUACCAGUCAAAAAUUUGGACACUAUUUUUUACGUAGUAGAAAAAUAGUGAAGACAUCAAAACUAUGAAAUAACACAUAUGGAAUCAUGGAGUAACCAAAAAAGUGUUAAACAAAUAAAAAUAUAUUUUAUAUUUGAGAUUCUUCAAAUAGCUACCAUUUGCCUUGAUGACAGCUUUGCACACUCUUGGCAUUCUCUCAACCAGCUUUAUGAGGAAGUCGCCUGGAAUGCAUUUCAAUUAUCAGGUGUGCCUAAUUAAAAGAUAAUUUGUGGAAUUUCUUUCCUUCUUAAUGCUUUUGAGCCAAUCAGUUGUGUUAUGACAAGGUAGGGGGUGUAUACAGAAGAUAGCCCUAUUUGGUAAAAGACCAAGUCCAUAUUAUGGCAAGAACAGCUCAAAUAAUCAAAGAGAAAUGACAGUCCAUCAUUACUUUAAGACAUGAAGGUCAGUCAAUACGGAACAUUUCAAGAACUUUGAAAGUUUCUUCAAGUGCAGUCGCAAAAAUAAUCAAGCGCAAUGAUGAAACUGGCUUUCAUGAGUACCACCACAGGAAUAGAAGACCCAGAGUCACCUCUGCUACAGAGGAUAAGUUCAUUAGAGUUACGAGCCUCAGAAAUUGCAGCCCAAAUAAAUGCUUCAAUGAGUUCAAGUCACAGACACAUCUCAACAUCAACUGUUCAGAGGGACUGUGUGAAUCAGGCCUUCAUGGUCAAAUUGCUGCAAAGAAACCCCUACUAAAGGACACCAAUAAGAAGAAGACCUGCUUGGGCCAAGAAACACGAACAAUGGACAUUAGACCAGUGGAAAUGUGUCCUUUGGUCUGGAGUCCAAAUUGGAGAUUUUUGGUUCCAACCGCUGUGUCUUUGUAAGACGCGGUGUGGGUGAACGGAUGAUCUCUGCAUGUGUAGUUCCCACCGUAAAGCAUGGAGGAGGAGGUGUUAUGGUGUAGGGGUGCUUUGCUGGUGACACAGUCUGUGAUUUAUUUAGAAUUCAAGGCACACUUAACGAGCAUGGCUACCACAGCAUUCUGCAGCGACACGCCAUGCCAUCUGGUUUGGGCUUAGUGGGACAAUCAUUUGUUUUUCAACAGGACAAUGACCCAACACACCUCCAGGCUGUGUAAGUGCUAUUUUAUCAAGAAGGAGAGUGAUGGAGUGCUGCAUCAGAUGACCUGGCCUCUACAAUCCCCCAACCUCAAUCCAAUUGAGAUGGUUUGGAAUGAGUCGGACAUCAGAGUGAAGGAAAAGCAGCCAACAAGUGCUCAGCAUAUGUGAGAACUCUUUCAAGACUGUUGGAAAAGCAUUCCAGGUGAUGCUGGUUGAGAGAAUGCCAAGAGUGUGCAAAGCUGUCAUCAAGGCAAAGGGUGGCUAUUUGAAGAAUCUCAAAUAUAAAAUAUAUUUUGAUUUGUUUAACACUUUUUUGGUUACGACAUGAUUCCAUAUGUGUUACUUCAUAGUUUUGAUGUCUUCACUAUUAUUCUACAAUGUAAAAAAUUGUAAAAAUAAAGAAAAAUCCUUGAAUAAGUAGGUGUGUCCAAACUUUUGACUGGUACUGUGUAGUGUAUCUCUGUUCAGUCUCUACCUCUUUUUCAAUGCUGAGAAGUAGGUUUAUAUAUCUCUGUCUGUCUCUACCUCUUCCUCCAAAAUCAUGGGCAUUAAUAGGGAGUUGGUCCCCCCUUUGCUGCUAUAACAGCCUCCACUUUUCUGUGAAGGCUUUCCACUAGAUGUUGGAACAUUGCUGUGGGGAUAUAUAUCUCUUUUUUUCUAUAUAUCUCUGUCUGUCUCUACCUCUCCAUCAAUACUGAGAAGUAGGUUUACCUCAUCCGUCCUAAUUCUCUCUCCCUAUCAACACUGCAAAAUAACUUAUUUAUAGUGAAUUACUGUUUUGCUAUUCUAAGGUCUUCGAGGAAGUCACUGGACUACACUAAGCAGUGUCUGAGGAUUAAUAAAGUUAUUCAAUUCAAACAGAUCAUCAAGGAAGUCUCUUGACUACAGUAAGCAGAGUCUGCGUAUCUCCAUCGACCUGGGGAAGAGAGAGGAAGAGUCAGAGACCUGGCUUCAGGUGGGACGCAUCUACUACCUCAUCCACGAAGACGAACUGGCUGACAUGUACCUACAGGUGAGUCCAGAGAGAGAGGGGGUUGAGAGAGAGAGCGGGGGUUGAGAGGGAGAGAGAGAGAGAGAGAGAGAGAGAGAGAGAGAGAGAGAGAGAGAGACUAGCUCUUCCACGAAGAAAAACUAGCUGACAUGUACCACCAUGAGAGAGGGGGAAGAGCAGGCAAAGAGGAGAGUGAAAGAUAGAAGAGGAGAGAAAGAGGGAAGUAGAAUAGUGCCUGCAUAAACAUUAUUAACAUUAUGGACUCUUAUCUACUCCCCAUACCUGACCUAUAAUCACACUGGAUCAUAUCAUCUUCAUAGCAUAUUUUAUCAAAUGAUGUCACAAUCUGUCUCUCUAUAAACCUUGUUUACAACAUCCUGCGUUGCAUGAUCCAAAUGCCAAACAACAAGGUAAGAGUUUAAUGAAUUAUAGGUCCCAUGUUAUAGUGCUGGUACUUUGGCAUUUCCCAAAAUGUAAAUACCAUAUGAGAAGUUCCCUCACAGAAUUGGAUCAAUAAGGUGAUUCAUUAAUUAUGGAUUGAUUCUGAUUGGCUGGCAGGCGGCGGUGAAGACAGCCCUGAGGAUGAAUGACCCUCGCUUCGCCAUGAGUAUCUACGAGGAGGCAGGAGACGUCUUCUUCAAAGGCCACAGGAACAGGCUGGCAUCACUGCCCUUCUACAGGGUAUGGAUGAGGAGAUUUUAUUGAAUUUAAUAUACUUCAUUGAUCACCAGAAGAGGAAAUUAGGUUUUGGAGUGUCGAUCUACUCCGUGAGAUUGCAGAUUGUUAUGACUUAUUGGUAAAAUGUAUUUCAAAGUUACUUUCUGUAUAAUAGUUUCAAUUCAAUUGGAAAUGAGUGACACUUAAGAUUUUAAUUGGACUAGUGUGCCAUUUUACACACAUUUACAAUAGGCUUGUAUUUAUACCCUGGCCUGAGCCUGUUAAAAGCAACACAUUAUGACACCAGUGGUUCUCUGCUCUCUGUUUUAGGACGGCAGUCUCCCGUUUGCUCGGAGCAUCCGUGACGUCGACUCAGAGUUCAGAAUGCUGAGUAAACUGACUGAACUACUGAUGACCCAGGAAGAACACGAAGAGGCUCUACAGUACGCCAUUCUGGCUGUACAGAUCAGUACCAAGACAGGUAAUACAGGAGGCAGGGAGGUAGGGAGAGGGAAGGGGAGAGCCAGAGUUCAAUUUCCACCUUUAUCACCUGGGAUUUGAAGCAGCAACCCUUCUGCUUCCAGAUACUGGUCUAUUAAUUCCCUUCAUGUAGAUAACCAUCCUGCUAUGUUAUUGUCCUCCAGGUGUGGUUGUGAACGAGCGGGCAGCGUACCACCGUCUGGCUACAGUGUACUACAGUCUGGAGCAGUAUGAGAUGACAGAGAACUACUACCUCAAGUCUCUGUCUCUCAGCCCUGCUGUACUGCAGCACCCCCUGGAGGCUAGAUACUACACCAAGCUGUACUGCCGGCUGGGGGACAUGACGCUGCACAAACUGAAGGUAAAGUCUCCUGUAGUUCAGUUGGUGGAGCAUGGCACUUGCAACGCCAGGGUUGUGGGUUCGAUUCCCACAGGGGGCCAGUAUGAAAAAUGUAUGCACUCACUAACUGUAAGUCGCUCUGGAUAAGAGCGUCUGCUAAAUGACUUAAAUGUAAAGGCUCCGGAUCUGCAGGGCAGAAGUACUGUUGAUUUUCUUUACUAUCGGGUAGUUAAUUAAUCUAUAUAGGCUUUCCAGUUUAAUAGCAUUAAAGUAUGUGAGAGAGAAGGAGAGAUGUCAUACUUGAGUAAAAGUGAAGAUACCUUCAUAGAAAAUGACUCAAGUAAAAGUGAAAGUCACCCAGUAAAAUACUACUUGAGUAAAAUUCUAAAAGUAUUUGGUUUUAAAUAUACUUAAGUAUCAAAAGUAAAUAUAAUUUCAAAAAUAUACUUAAGUAUCAAAAGUGAAAGUAAAAGUAUAAAUCAUUUAAAAUUCCUUAUAUUAGGCAAACCAGGCGGCACAAUUUUCUUGUUUUUUUUCAUUUACGGAUAGCCAAGGGCAUCCUCCAACACAUAAUUUACAAAUGAAGCAUUUGUGUUUAGUGAGUCCACCAGAUCAGCAGGGAUGUUCUCUUGAUAAGUGCGUGAAUUGGACAAUUUUCCUGUCCUACUAAGCAUUCUAAAUGUAACGAGUACUUUUGGGUGUCAGGGAAAAUGUAUAGAGUAAAAAGUUCAUACUUUUCUUCAGGAAUGUAGUGAAGUAAAAGUAAAAGUAGUCAAAAAUAUAAAUAGUAAAGUAAAGUAUAGAUACCCCAAAAAUCUACUUAAGUAGUACUUUAAAGUAUUUUUACUUAAGUACUUUACACCACUGAUAGAUAGUAACAAACCCUUUUACACAAACCCUCCUCUCCCCCAUCUUCCCCCCCUCCCUCCUCUCCUCCAUCUACCCCCCACCCUCCCUCUCCCCAGGAUGCCUAUGACUCAGUGUGCUACUUCCAGCUGGCUCUGGCUGCUGCCCUGGAGGACCGUGCCAACCCACAGGCACUGUAUGUGGUCUACAUGAAGCUGGCAGAGAUCCAUGCCAACCACAUGCCAGACCCACUGCUCUGCCAGGCUUACAGGGACAGGGCACAGAGCCUGAGGAGAGAACUCUCUGGGCUGGGAGAGAUGGAGGGGAGGGGAGGAGAGACCGAGACGGAAGAAAGAGGAGGAGAGAUGGAGGGGAGAGGAGGAGAGACAGAAGAGAGAGGAGGAGUAACAUGUGAUACAGACCUGGAGACGAGAAACACAGACAUGGAGGAGACCGAGACAGAGACUGGAUGGAGUGAGUCUACAGGUUCUAUCCCCAAAGAGGCUAUUGACAUGGACAGUGCACGGAGCCUGAGGUUGGAGCCUGCUGGGCUACGGGACAUGGAGGAGAGAGACACAGAGGGUCAACACACAGGACUGGGAGACAUGGAGAGGGGAGACACAGAGGGACACCACACAGGACUGGGAGACAACGAGGAGAGAGACAUAGAGUGUCAACACACAGGACUGGGAGACAUAGAGGAGAGAGACACAGAGGGUCAACACACAGGACUGGGAGACAUGGAGGAGAGAGAGACAGAGGUACACCACACAGGACUGGGAGACAUGGAGAGGGGAGACACAGAGGGACACCACACAGGACUGGGAGACAUGGAGAAGGGAGAGACAGAGGGACACCACACAGGACUGGGAGACAUGGAGAAGGGAGAGACAGAGGGACACCACACAGGACUGGGAGACAUGGAGAGGGGAGAGACAGAGACAGGACACCCAGACACUACAGCGAGACAGCAUCUAGUCACAGAAAAGAGAGAAACAGAGACUGAGACUGGAUGUGGUGACUCUAUUGAUGCAGAAGCUAAUUCCAAAGAUGCUAACUGUAAGGAUAGCAGCCACACCAAUGCAGAUAGCCAUGAAGCAGAUUAUGAUGUGUUUAAAGGAGACAGAGACACCAGUAACUCAAAUCAAGACAAGAUCCUCACAGAGGCUACUCACACAGACCAAGACACUGACAAUUCAGACACAAGCCCUUGUCAAGCAGACGUUGAACACACACAGACUAUACAUGACUAUACAACAACAAGCAGUGUAUUUGUGGACACUACAAUAACAGAGGACACUCACAGUACAGACAGAAUACCUUGUGACCCUAACAACUUUGAGACUACGCCAACAGACACGCAUCAAACAUAG